AAAACCAAUCUCUCCCUUCCAUCCUACUUCUCCACAGCAGCCAUCAGCACCCCCCUCUAUCAGCCUAGCUGCCGUCCUGCUCUCAUACCUCCGGCUCCACCUGAUCCUCCUCCUUCCCCCUCUGCUCCAUUGCCAAAAGCUGCUUCCUGGCACGGGAGGAAGCCAGGACAAGUCAGGUGAUUCUAACACAUGACAGACGCCACCAAACUUGUCGGCGCCGAGCGCUUGACGGACGUCGAGAAGGGCCAAUGGGCGCGCGGCGCUGGGCGGCCGGGGCCGACGCCGGGGGCGGGCGCAACCAAUCAGCGGAGCGGGCGGACAAGGAGGAAGCGGGGUGUAAGGUGAGGCGGGUUAGGUUGCGCGGUCAGGGAAGCGUCGAGCGCCGUUGUCCAGCGGAGUGCGGCCGAGUCCGGGCAGGGCGGCGGCAGCAGCAGCAGUAGCAGUGGCGGCUCAACCUCGGACAUGUCCAUACAGUACGGCGACGAGGAGCCGCUGGCCGGCAGCUACGGCGGAGUGGACUCCUUCCCCAAGGACUUCGGCUAUGGGGUGGAAGAAGCCGACAUGGAAGGGAACGAGUCGCAGUCGGACAGCAAGCCCCGCAUCCUGCUGAUGGGCCUCAGGCGCAGCGGCAAGUCGUCCAUCCAGAAGGUGGUCUUCCACAAGAUGUCCCCCAACGAGACGCUCUUCUUGGAAAGCACCAAUAAGAUCUACAAGGACGACAUCUCCAACAGCUCCUUCGUCAACUUCCAGAUCUGGGAUUUCCCCGGGCAGGUGGACUUCUUCGACCCUACCUUUGACUAUGAGAUGAUCUUCAGGGGCACUGGAGCGCUCAUCUUCGUGAUAGACGCGCAGGAUGAUUAUAUGGAAGCUCUAGCAAGACUUCACCUGACAGUAUCGAGAGCAUACAAAGUCAAUCCUGAAAUUAAUUUUGAAGUAUUCAUCCACAAAGUAGAUGGUUUGUCAGAUGAUCACAAGAUAGAAACCCAAAGAGACAUUCACCAGCGGGCCAAUGAUGACCUUGCUGAUGCUGGUUUAGAGAAACUCCACCUAAGCUUUUACUUAACCAGCAUCUAUGAUCAUUCAAUAUUUGAAGCAUUUAGUAAAGUAGUACAGAAACUUAUCCCACAACUACCAACACUGGAAAAUCUACUUAACAUCUUUAUAUCGAAUUCAGGAAUUGAAAAAGCCUUUCUUUUUGAUGUAGUCAGUAAAAUCUAUAUUGCCACAGACAGUUCACCUGUAGACAUGCAGUCAUAUGAGCUAUGCUGUGAUAUGAUAGAUGUGGUGAUUGACGUCUCCUGCAUUUAUGGACUUAAAGAAGAUGGCACUGGAAGUGCAUAUGAUAAGGAGUCUAUGGCAAUUAUCAAACUCAACAACACAACAGUUCUCUACCUUAAAGAAGUGACAAGGUUUCUUGCUCUUGUAUGCAUUCUGAGAGAAGAAAGCUUUGAGAGAAAAGGUUUGAUAGACUACAAUUUCCAUUGUUUCCGUAAAGCCAUCCAUGAGGUAUUUGAGGUUGGAGUAAGUGCUCAUAGACCAAGCAGCCACCAAGUCAAUAUGCAGAACAUGAAGACAGUAACUCACAAUGGCACACCCAGAGCUGCUGUGUAGCCAACCAAAGGAUGACUGUGCCAACCUUCCUGUGAUCCAAGUCUGCUAAUGCAGCAGUAGACAGAAAAUGAAGCAGAGCACAUCAGGACUUGCAUUAAGGACUAGAGUGGUGCCCUCUCUCUUGAUGAGAAGGACAUUGUGUACUGAACUUUUGUGGAUUAACGCUAAGCGAUUCUGUAAGCUGUAUCUGUACACUGGGAGGUCUAGCUGUGUCAGUGCAGUGCUGGCUUUGCAAAGUACCAAACCCACAAUCAUGCCAGAAUAAUAUUUCCAUUGGAUUAGCCUUUUGUACAGACUAUUGUACAGAUAGAAUAAGUUAACAUCAUUCUCAUGGCCUAAAUAUUUCUACAACUCUUGAAUUAUUGCUAUAAAUACCCCUCCCUCUAUUCCACUGCGUCCCACAACUUAUUUUCUCUCAGUGCCCCCUAUCUGAAGGCUUUGGUUUGUGGACCCAAGGUGAAAGUUGAAAUAAUUGGAAGUAGCAGCACAUAUACUACUACAAUGUUAAAACAACUACAGUCACCUGACCUUUUAUGAAAAGACCAAUUAUAGUUUUGAGAGGGAUUUGUACAAGGUCACAAGAAGAUACCAUCUGCAUUGCUUACUGCUUAGAAUGAUUCCAAAUGUGUAUGCAAGUGCUGGCACUAAGACCAUUCCUUGAGCACACUGCAGAAUGCAGUUUCUUUUCCCCCACAAUUUCAGUCAAAUAUCACUUUCACUGCAAAUGCCAAAAAAGCACAACUGAAAGAGAGAUGUUUGGGUUUCACUAAAAUGGCUGGAGGCUUGAGUGAAGUAAAAUGGAAAUGCUGAACCUGCUGUGUGGUUUUGUGUAGUAAUUGUCAGCAUUCUGCAAAUUGUAUUGCAGCUGCCCCGGUUUUGUGUAGGAAACUAUUGUCACAAGCUUAUUUAAUUUUGAUCCAGUUCUUUUUGAGUGGUGCAGAAUAUUUGCAUACGUGCCAGUAAUGAGGUGAAUUGAGUGUGAAGCCUAUCUUUAUUAUAUUCAAUAAUAUUUCAUUCAAAAUGCUACAAAUAAUGACUACAAGCAUUGGUGGUCAUUACUGGAUUUCAUCAAUGAUUAAUAAUACAAAGUGAAUUGAGACGUUACUUUGAUAAAAGGAAACUACUCAGAUGGAAAAUUUGGCGAGAUGGUCAAUCAAGUAAUAUAGGUAAAAGAGGGAGAUAUUGCAAUUAAGUAAUAACCAGCAUGUAUUUAAACAAUACUGUAUGACAGACUUUUACAACAAUAUUGCAUAUCCUAAUGCACAUCCCCUUGUUAUUACUACUUCUGUGUUUCACACUCCCUUAAAAAAAAGCCACUGUAUGCAUUCACAGUGUGAAUAGAUCUGAUACCGACACACUGCAGGUGAUUCUUGAGUGUACUGUGAUGUUGACUUGCUUCAGUAUUCACUUAAACUCUCCAUAUUCCUCAUCUGGUAACGUGAUGCCUUUAUAUUUAUAGCUUUCUUUCACAAAACUGUUUUAAACUUAGGUUAUCAAUAAAUCUGUAACUGGCAUUAGAUGUUUUGUACUCUUCAUGGAAUCCUGAAUCUUCUCAGUACUAUUCUAACAUUUUAAGUGAGAUGGAGAAUUAGUACAACCAAGUUUCUUUUCAUUGAGCAUGGGUCCAGCUUGUAAGUACUUGUUUCAAAUUUUCCAUUGGUCAUCAGAAACAGUCCUGUUCAGUGGUUGGUAUACAAGUUAUUGUAAAAAAAAAAAGGCAUGUGUUUGAAUUUUCCAGGUCUAAAACUGUUGUAUUCCCAUGAUUGAAUCUGCUUGCUCCAAAAUGCUGAAUAAAAUCUGUCAGAGAAGCAGAUUUAUAUUAAAAUAUUUUAGAAUUUAUCAACACAUGAAGCAAGGGAACAGAAGUAUAGAUUUAGUUGCCAUGUAUCUCUUAAUUGUAAUCAGAAGGGUGUGAGAAACUGUUCAGAAGCUUCAUUUUGAUAAAAUAUUAAAUUCUAAAGAAGUUUGGAGAGUGUGCAGCCUCGUAUGUGGUUUUGGUCUAAACCACACAGUGUACCUAGAAAUACUAAGACACAGGUCUUCAAGCUAAUCUAAAGUAAUUUUAUUUCCAUUGUAAUUUGAUCUGUUAAUGGUUAGAGUGAUAACUCUGAGGUAUUUUCUUGGUAAAUUUAUUGGGAGGUGUGGUCAACCUUAAUCCAUUGGAGCACACCCAGUGUCUGAUUGCAUUUGGAAGAGUCCUUGGUAUUGUUCAUUUGCUGUCCCUGUUCUAAAGUGAUGGGUAAAAAUGGGGACCUAGAAGUGGAAGAUAUCUUUUAAAAAAACUGCUUGUGCAUCGGCAUCCUGUACCAAAAUGGAGCCUGCUUGCCUACUAUCAGCUUCUUUGAAAUACCCUGUUUUAAGACUUCACCAAGCUGACUUGUUUGUUGCAAAGCUGCUGUUAUGGCCGUUGUAAUUCCACUCCCCCCCCCCCCCCCCCCCCCCCCCCCCCCCCCCCCCCCCCCCCCCCCCCCCCCCAGGUUCAUUAUUUGUGUAAUGAGACUAUAUAUUUACACAUGGCCUACUGAAUCCUUGUAUUGUCUCCAAAAGGAGCUGCACAUUCUGAUGUCAGAACGUGUGCUAGAAUAAAUUGUAAUUUUUCAU
Pristis pectinata (smalltooth sawfish) is the source of this 4212-nucleotide messenger RNA. It is a transcript of the gene rragca, whose product is annotated as Ras-related GTP binding Ca. Gene Ontology annotation, cellular component: Gtr1-Gtr2 GTPase complex; nucleus; lysosome. The transcript is spliced from 6 exons. The record is from RefSeq and is a predicted model, not a curated record. Gene Ontology annotation, molecular function: GTP binding; GTPase activity. Bases 463 to 1611 code for a protein of 382 amino acids. Lineage: Eukaryota; Metazoa; Chordata; Chondrichthyes; Rhinopristiformes; Pristidae. Gene Ontology annotation, biological process: positive regulation of TOR signaling; regulation of autophagy; cellular response to amino acid stimulus.